Neltuma alba is the source of this 429-nucleotide messenger RNA. RefSeq lists its product as uncharacterized. Lineage: Eukaryota; Viridiplantae; Streptophyta; Magnoliopsida; Fabales; Fabaceae. Bases 1 to 429 code for a protein of 142 amino acids. The transcript has 2 exons. The record is from RefSeq and is a predicted model, not a curated record. Gene Ontology annotation, molecular function: nucleic acid binding; RNA-DNA hybrid ribonuclease activity.
AUGGAGGUAGUAAUGGAGGAUAGGAAUGAAUGUGAACUCGAUUGGGAGGAUGAAGACUGCAAGAAGGGGGGAUUCUCACUAGUAGGGAAGCUGGUUUCCUCCAAGCAAGUGAACCUUCCAACUUUUCGGAAAAUGAUUGUGCGUAUCUGGAGAUUGAAAGAUAAUGGUAGAGGCGGAAUUGGUUACAUCCUGCGCAAUUCAAAUGGGCAAGCGGUGGAUCUCUAUUGCAAACCUUGUGUGGUGUCUUCAGCAUUCCAAGCAGAAGCACAUGCACUUCAUGAAGCAGCUUUUAAGGUAAAAGAUAGAGACCUGGGACCAGUGAUUUUUGAAUCUGAUUGCCAGCCAUUGGUUUAUGCUGUGAAAGGCCAGAAUUCUUGUCCUGAAUGGCAAGCCACAAGGAUUGUUGAGGAUUUAAGAUUUGUUGUUUAG